This is a messenger RNA of Neolamprologus brichardi, 4447 nucleotides long. Its product is annotated as KIAA2013 ortholog. The record is from RefSeq and is a predicted model, not a curated record. Lineage: Eukaryota; Metazoa; Chordata; Actinopteri; Cichliformes; Cichlidae.
GGGUUUUUUUUGCCGAUUUGCUUUACGACAUUUUUGACAAACCAGAAGUGUCAGCCUAUGGCAAAGUUGUUUCUGGAGAGAAUUGUUUUGAUUAUUUAUUCGUUUUUUUCUAGUUGAAGUCAAACGGAGAUCUUGAUGUCUCACUUCUGAGGAUACGAGAGAAGCAUACAAUGCGAGAAGCGUCCGCACAUUUUGUGCAGCUUUUGUCCACAGUGCUAGCUAACGAGCUCAUUUAGCCUGAAUCCUGUUUGUCAGCUUUCGUUCCUGGAGAAAGUACGAGCGAAAUUCCAUGUGAGACAUCCUCGCGUGUUCACCCCGAGUCCUCUGGGUGCUGUCCUUAGCAGACUCACAGCCGGGUUUUGAUCGUAAAAUGUGGCUACAGCAACGACUGAAGGGGCUACCAGGCUUGUUAUCGAGCAGCUGGGCGAGAAGACUCCUUAUAGGACUGUUGCUCUUCCUCAUUUUCUAUUGGUACCUGGGAGCCGAGCGAAGAUGGAGGUUGUUCGGUGGCUCGGCCAUGCCCGGGGGGGCGGCCGGCCAGUGUCUCUUGACUGAGAUCUACAGGUGGAGGUCUCUGGUAGACCGAGGAGAAGGCAUAUACAGCACACCUCAGGAACGGCUAGACACGCCUUUUGUAACUGGAAACGGCCAUAUUCUGAUUGAUAUUGAGUCUAACAAACUUUGGGUAGCCUCAUCCUCACAGCCCGGCUCGGCUCCGGUACACCAGACUGAGUACUCUCCCAGAGUCACCGUCAGCCUGGAUGGGGCGCUGGCCGAGGCUGAGGCUAACAUGCUGUGGUUCCGGAAGGGAUCGGUCCUGUCAGUCCGCUGCGCCUCACCAGCCACCCUGCAGUCAACCCGAGACUGUGUCACUAUUAGAGAGGAGUUUAUUGCUCACAGAAGCAGACCUAACGUAUUUCUGCAGCGAAUCCAUAUCAACAAUCCCUCCGAUAGGGCGCUUAACCUGGACUUAUCGUCUGGAAAUCCCUCUUUCGGUAGCAAGUUCUCCACCAGUGUGGAGAAACUGGAGGACAGAGAGGUAGUCCUCUCCUCUGGCAGGGUGCCGGUGGAAAAAAAUAGGAUGGUUCUGGUCGUGGUGGUCACCAAAAAGCUAAGCAGCAGGAUCCAUGUUUUGGCUAAGUCAGAGCAUGUAGACAACAUUGUGAGUGUGGUGUGGACCUCAGAGUCCAUCGAGUCCUCAAUGCUGGAGGAGACCUUCAGCGCCCUCAAAGACGGAGCCAAAAAGGAGCUGGAAGAGUUGCUGAGGACCAGUGAGGAUGACCUGGUCAAACAUCACCAGGAAGCCUGGAGGGAGCUCUUCAUUUCAGGUAUUGAAAUGAGGAAGAUCAUCGACUCCCACACGCCAUCGAGCCGCACUGUGAACACCACCCUCUACUACAUCUUGUCCUCCUCCGCGGCUCCGCUUCUGGACCAAAGGCUAAAUGGCGAGGAGCGCGCCAGUCUCGAAUCCAGUCUCAACUACGCUGACCACUGCUUCAGCGGCCAUGCUACCAUGCAUGCAGAAAACCUGUGGCCUGAGAGAGUAAGCAGCACUGCUCAGAUCCUGCAGCUGGUCACACUGUGGACUCUGACUUUGCACAAAAGAGGCUGCAAGGUGUUGGUAGCUGCUGGAGCCCAUGGAGUCAUGCAGGGCAUGGUGCUCAGCUUUGGUGGCCUUCAGUUCACAGAGAACCAUCUUCAGUUCCAGACCGACCCAGACGUGCUGCACAACAGCUACGCAUUGAGAGGCAUUCACUACAACCAGGACCUCAUCAACUUGGCGGUGCUGUUGGAUGUGGACGGAAAGCCUUUUCUCCACGUGUCGGUAAAGCAGCAGGAAAAGCCGGUGAAGCUGUAUGCCUGUGAGGCCGGCUGCCUCAACGAGCCCGUGGAGUUAACCUCAGAGAUCAAAGGCCACACCUUCCCCGUCAUGGUGACGCAGCCCAUCACGCCGCUGCUCUACAUCUCCACAGACUUGCGCCAUCUGCAGGACCUCCGCCACACUCUGCACCUCAAGGCCAUCCUCGCUCACGAGGAACACAUGGCCAACAGGUACCCAGGCCUGCCCUUCCUCUUCUGGUUCAGCGUGGCCUCGCUCAUAACUCUCUUCCACCUUUUCCUGUUCAAGCUCAUAUACAACGAGUACUGUGGGCCCGGAGCUAAGCCUCUCUUCAGGAGCAAGGUAUAAACAGCAGAGAUGAAGCAGAACUGAACCCUGAUGUUCUCUGCUCGAGUGUGUGUGUGUGUCGCUGGCUCAGUGCUCUCUCUGUGGGAUGGGUUCUCAGUUUUGACUUUAACCUUUUCUGUCAAUGAACUGUUUUCUAAACUCACAUGGAUCGUUUUGGCAUAAUGACAUUACACACCUCUCCUUUCCAGCUCUUUCUACAGUUUUUGUUUCGUGUUGAAUGACUUGAUAAAGAUUUUCACUGCACACGUUUACUCUAAGAGGCUGAAGGCAAAGUCAGAUCUCAGUUAAAAGCAGAGUAGCAACAAAGAGUAGCGUCCUUACAGAGUUGCAGUAAAUCAUUUAGUCUGCAGUCCUCUUAGCACAUCUGUUUGCACUUCAUGUUCAUUGUGGAAUGUAAAACAUUGUUGAUUACAAUGGUGAAAUUUUGAGCACAAGGGGCUACUGUUUUAUUAUUUUUCUCCUGCUAGCUUACCCAUCAAUCCAGGCUGGUGUCUUAAUCGCCUACAAUAAUGAGUUUUAUGGUUGCUGUCAGGUUAAACAGUAACAAAAAGUCGGAAAAUGAAAAAGAAUAGGAAAAAUGAAUAAAUGUACAAACAGAUAUCUGUGCUGUGAUUUUGCUGAUCCAACCUGGAUUUAGUAAAAUUGGUUUAAUGUUUGAAAUUGAAACCAUGUGAUCUCAGUUUUCUCAAUUCUUUCUCAACUUUUCAACAUCAAAAAUUCUGAGCUCCUUUUCCAAAUAAUCCCUUCUUUUAAAAUAGGUUUAACAUGCCAUGUUUAUUACCCACAUUCCUGUAGUGAUGAACGAUCUCUGUAUGAAAUGAAAAUGAUGGUUUCAUUGUUCUAUGACACUGAACAGUCCUCUUGGAGAGUUGUCCAUUAGACAGGACAUCAUGUGUUGUAAAUGUGGAGCAGCAAUAAUCGAACAGCCUCCCACAUGAACUCACAUUUAAAAGGCACCUUGACUGAAUGUGUGCACAGCCUGUUAUACUAACAUUAAGACCUGAUAUAAUAAUAACAAGCCGCCAUUGUUAUUUAAGUUGCAUUGCAGUCUGGGUAAUUGAACAGAUGGUUCAAACUGAGCUGGAAAACAUAUCUGACAUUAAAGCCUUGUACUUUAUACACCAGCUGAUUGAACUUGGCUAAACCUCUGCAGUUAUUGCUGCCUCUGUGAUCAGGGUUGUGAUGAGUACCAGUUUGCUUUCAGGAACAGGAACUGCGGCUGUGAUUGGUUUACCACCCAGCAGGAAAGCAUUUCUUAUUUUUCAUGUUUCUCAGACUAUUCAAGGGUGUUUGGACUCUAUCUGCCAUUUGCUCUUUUAGGUAAUUAGUACCAAGUACACCACAGUAAGUGUUGUGGGUAUUGUCUUCUUCCACAAUCCUUUCUAAUAAGAAAGAGACCAGUGUCACUUCCCCUGAUUCCUUUCAGCUUGAAAUCAAAGCCAAAAGUAGCACACUGUGCCAUGUUUUAUACUUUGUGUAACCUGUUAAGUGGCAGUUGAUAAAGACUGCUCUGAAGUGCCAUCAGUUUACAUCAUUUACCCAGAGUGCAUUGCUCAUGUAAAGUAAUUAUAGGGUAUAUGUGUCAAACAUUGAGGAUUUUUAAACCAGUGACAGGUACUCCACUGGUUAGUGCUUUCAUUUUGAAAAGCAGUUUUAUGCUCCCAGUAUAAUGUUUGACUGAAACAAGUUCAUCAGUUCAUUUUGGACUAAACCAUCGGCCCAGAAACGCUCUGUUCAUUAACAAUACACAACAAAUAACAGGAGGUCACAGAAAACACGAGCCAACGAUAGCACCGCUCCAACAAUGAAAGGAAAUUUAUGUUAAACUGUGAAAUCUGCAAAUCGGUAUCAUAUCGAUCUGGCAUAUGACGAUUCUCUCAUUUUAUUUACUCUGUUAUUUAUUGGUUUGUAGACAAACCUAAGUGGAGACAAAUGAAAGGCUAACGUGUUAGCUCUGCAGUCAGGUGUUAUCGGUAUUUCAGGAGAGCUUUCUUUCCUGUCUGAUGGUGUCUGCUCAUUUCUUUCUUCCUCGUUUCUUCACGUUUUCAGCACAACAAACAAACACACAUCAAUUUGGAAGCAUAAAAUACCAAAAUUGGACAUUUGGACUUUUGGACAUUUGCAAGAGAGGCAGGUUAAACGUUUCUCUGAUCAGCAUGAACCGUGUGCUUUCUUUGCCAGGUCUCUUUCUGCUGUUCCUUUUUCCCUGCGUUUUAAUGAUGUUUUAUAUCAAAUCACUUAAUUAAAUGAUGAGAAAUA